Messenger RNA from Calypte anna (Anna's hummingbird), 1269 nucleotides. RefSeq names its product GDNF family receptor alpha 3 (gene GFRA3). The transcript is spliced from 8 exons. NCBI's taxonomy places the organism in Eukaryota, Metazoa, Chordata, Aves, Apodiformes, Trochilidae. Gene Ontology annotation, molecular function: signaling receptor activity. Bases 1 to 1269 code for a protein of 422 amino acids. Gene Ontology annotation, cellular component: signaling receptor complex; external side of plasma membrane. Gene Ontology annotation, biological process: nervous system development. The record is from RefSeq and is a predicted model, not a curated record.
AUGGGGCUCGCCCUGCUCCUGGCUCUGCUCCUCUCCCGAGCCGGAGACCUCCUGGCUCUGCCAAGGAGUAACUGCCUCGCAGCAGAGCAGCUCUGCCUCUCGGACUCCACCUGCAAUGCCACCUACAGGAUACUGGAAAACUGUGCCCUGUCCAGGGCUCGCUUUCUCCCACUGGACCAUGACAGCAGGGUCCGAUGUCUGAACGCAGAGCUAGAGCUCGGGAACAGCUCCUUGCUGCACUGCAAGUGUCACCGGCGCAUGAAGAAGCAGGAACAUUGCCUGCGCGUUUUCUGGACCGUUCACUCCAGCAUGACAGACGGUUAUUUCAAUUUGGAGACUUCUCCCUAUGAGAAUCCAGCAAAUGAAGAGCACUGGAAGACAGAUUAUAAUAAACUGGCUGCUCUGGUAUCAGGCUCACAGUUAGCAGGAGGUGCAACAAAUCCGUGCCUGAAAGCAACUCAUGUCUGUAACCUGAGCAAGAAGUGUGUUCGUCUGCGCACAGACUACGCCUCCAUCUGCACCAGGGGAGCGGGGAGCAAGGACACGUGUGACCGUCGCAAGUGCCACAGAGGGCUCAGGAAUUUCUUUGAGAAAGUCCCUGAAGAUUUCACCAAAAGGAUCCUAUUCUGUCCAUGCCAAGAUGAACUUUGUGGAGAACGACGACGGAAAACCAUUGUUCCUGAUUGCUCCUUCCAGUACAAUACCAAACCCAACUGCCUCUGGCUUCUGGACUCUUGCUUAGAGGACCACAUCUGCAAAUCCCGACUGGCUGACUUUCAACAAAAUUGUCAACCUGCAGACAUGUCUCCAGAUGGCUGCUCUCAGCACAACCAUGCUGCAUGCCUGCAGGCUUACAUGGGGAUGAUUGGCACGCCCAUGACACCCAACUAUGUCAGCAACUCCAGUGUGGAGGUCUCCCUGUGGUGUACGUGUGAGAACAGUGGCAACCAGAAGGAGAAGUGUGACCAGAUAUUUGGCAUGUUUCAGAGCAACAAAUGCCUUGGAAAUACCAUUUGGUCUCAAAUGCACCUGAAGCUGACAGUUCUAAAGGGACAGGAAGACUUAUUUUAUUCAUCUUCCCUAAGCCUCCAAGGAGACAGUGCCAGCACAUCUCUAGCUUCAGAAAUGUUCCAGGUGGCUGAAGGGAAGACACAGCGAGACAUCUCUGCACACAGCAGUAUGCCUAUGGCCUCCUCUGUGUAUUCUGGAGCUGCUGUUUCUUGGCCAUCUCUGGCUCUGCUCCUGACCCUGCUGCUAAGCCCCCUGUAA